AUGUACACCAAGUUACACACCUACAGAGAGGAAAAGAAAAACACAAGAAAAGAACAACAACAACAACAGGAUACCAACAGUACACAAGGCAGUCACAAUACAAUAAUCACAGGUGACACUCUCAUCAGAGAAAAACAUUCAAACACACCAGCACAUCAACUCAACCCCAAAAAGAAAAAAACAGACCCAUUACGUGAAGCCGAAGCGGAACAGUCUCAGUCCAUCUCCCCGCAGAGAUUGCAGUCACUCAAACAAACAACAAAUAACACACACCACAAGGGCACAAAUAUGUUCGCGGCAAUGCCGUGUGAGUGA
Molecule: messenger RNA, 315 nt
Organism: Trypanosoma theileri
Lineage: Eukaryota; Euglenozoa; Kinetoplastea; Trypanosomatida; Trypanosomatidae
Exons: 1
Coding region: 1-315 (104 amino acids)
Source: RefSeq, a predicted model, not a curated record